Messenger RNA from Xenopus tropicalis (tropical clawed frog), 2198 nucleotides. It is a transcript of the gene cyp4b1.3, whose product is annotated as cytochrome P450 family 4 subfamily B member 1 gene 3. The transcript has 12 exons. Gene Ontology annotation, cellular component: endoplasmic reticulum membrane. NCBI's taxonomy places the organism in Eukaryota, Metazoa, Chordata, Amphibia, Anura, Pipidae. The record is from RefSeq and is a predicted model, not a curated record. Gene Ontology annotation, molecular function: heme binding; monooxygenase activity; oxidoreductase activity, acting on paired donors, with incorporation or reduction of molecular oxygen. The coding region runs from base 127 to 1677 and encodes 516 amino acids.
UAUCCUCCAGGCAGAGGGCGUACCCAACCUGUGGGUUAAUGAAAUACUAACUGUCAAUAUAAACAAGAAGUGCAAUUGACAGAGAAGCAAAUAAAUUGUUCAUCUGAAAUUGUAAAGAGCAGAGUUAUGGCUUCCAAUCUAUGGGAAGUGCUGAGUUCCCCUGGGCUACCUGGGAAUAUUUACCAGUUUGGUCAGUUUGCUGCACUGUUGUGUCUGAUUCUGCUGCUGCUAAAAGCCUGUGGGCUAUUUAUCAGGUGGAAAAGUCUCAAGGAUGCAUUGCAGAACUUUCCUGGUCCCCCCAAACACUGGCUGUAUGGGAAUGCAAAUCAGUUCCGUAAUGAUGGGACAGAUAUGGACAGGAUUCUCCUAUGGGCAAAUAAAUAUCCUAAAGCGUUCCCAUUGUGGGUUGGACAAUUCUUCGCCAGCCUAGUCAUUACUAACCCAGAAUAUGCAAAAGCUGCGUUUGCCAGAUCAGAUCCUAAAACACCAACUGGAUAUGAUUUUCUAAUCCCAUGGAUUGGAAAGGGCUUGCUUGUCCUGUCAGGAGAUACGUGGUUCCAGCACCGCAGGCUUCUCACACCAGGAUUUCACUAUGAUGUUCUGAAACCUUACGCCAAACUGAUAUCAGAUUCAACAAAGGUCAUGUUGGAUAAAUGGGUUCCAUUUUCCAAUAAAGGUGAACCAGUGGAGCUUUUCCACCAUGUCAGCCUGAUGACACUCGACAGCAUCAUGAAAUGUGCCUUUAGCUACCACAGCAACUGUCAGACUGACAAUGAUAAUUCCUACACGAAGGCUGUAUAUGAUCUCUCAUACCUGACUCAUCACAGGGCACGUACCUUUCCUUAUCACAAUAACCUAAUUUACUAUCUCAGUCCCCAUGGAUUCCUUUUCCGUAAAGCCUGCAGAAUAGCUCACCAGCACACAGAUAAGGUUAUUAAGCAGAGAAAAACCUUGCUACAGAAUAAGGAGGAGUUUGAGAAAGUCAAGCAGAAGCGCCAUCCAGAUUUCCUGGACAUCCUUCUUUGCGCCAGGGAUGAAAAUGGGAAGGGUCUAUCUGAUGAGGAUCUCCGUGCAGAGGUGGACACAUUCAUGUUUGAGGGCCAUGACACAACAGCCAGUGGGAUCUCUUGGAUCUUAUACUGUAUGGCCAAAUACCCAGAGCACCAGCAGAAAUGUCGUGAGGAGAUCAGAGACGUACUUGGAGAAAAGGAGUCUUUUGAAUGGGAGGAUCUUAACAAAAUACCCUAUACCACAAUGUGCAUCAAGGAGAGUCUCCGUCUUUAUCCUCCAGUUCCAGCUGUGUCAAGGGAACUAAACAAACCAAUUACAUUCUCUGAUGGACGGUCCUUACCUGCUGGCUCUGUCAUUUUCAUAAACAUUUUCUGCAUUCAUCGGAAUCCCACAGUAUGGAAAGAUCCAGAGGUCUUUGACCCACUCCGGUUUUCCUCAGAAAACUCUUCAAAGCGGCACUCCCAUGCAUUUGUUCCUUUUGCUGCUGGACCAAGAAACUGCAUUGGACAAAACUUUGCUAUGAACGAACUUAAAGUGGCCGUGGCCCUAACAUUAAACCGUUAUGAACUGUCGCCAGAUCUGUCCAAGGCACCGCUCAAAUCACCACAACUGGUCCUGCGUUCCAAAAACGGCAUCCAUGUGUACCUAAAGAAAGCAAGCUAUUAAUUCCAUUUUGUGAAUUUUGAUGUGAUUUGUGCUAAUCAGGAAAAAAACAUUUAUUUUUCCCCGAUCACCUUUCUUUUUGUCAAUCGCAUUUGAAAACUGUAUCUUCAGUUUUUACUGUAUCUACAAUUUUUACACAUUUCUUAAGAAAAAAACGUGAUUAAGGAAAAAAACUUGUAUUUUUUUUUGCUGCAUUUUGCACAAAUCAUGAUCUUGAAAUCAACCCCCAUGUGCUAUACCUUCCACUGUUUAGUUUUUAGCAAUAUGAGAAUCAGGUUUAUUUUAUGGUUCUUUAUAAAGGAAUAGAACUAUUAAUUUGUUGCCCUUGUACAUUUUAACCAUUAAAAGACUGGAUGUCAUCACCAGGUAAAUGACCAAAAUGUGACCAAACAUUUCCUCUACUUUACACCCCUAAAAAUUUUAGGUUGCUAUAUAUCACAUGAAACAGCCCCUAUGUAAGUCACUGAUUCACAUCCCAAAUGAAAAAGCUGGAACUUUAAAUAUUAAAAAGACACAUUUACCAA